GGCCUCCCCUCGCCUCGCCCCCUAUUAAACCACCGAGCUGGGCGCCUCCCCGUGGCGCUCGCGGCCGCAUUAGCGCGGAUUGAGAGAGACAAGAGAGAGAAGGGGGGGCGGCUCGCCGGCCUCAAGCCCUUGUUCCCUUCUCCCUCCGUCGCCUCCUUCUUGCUCCGCCUCGUGGGAGCCGCUCCUCCCGUCCGGUAUGGAGACCUCGGCGCUGCCCAAUGCCGCCGCGCCGCCGGUGCGGGAGCCGGCGCAGCCUCGGCGGCGGCUUCCGGACUUCCAGCAGUCGGUGCGGCUCAAGUACGUGAAACUGGGAUACCACUACCUCAUCUCCCACGGCAUGUACCUGCUGCUGUCGCCGCUCAUGGCGCUCGUCGCGGUACAGCUCUCCACCGUCUCCCCGCGCGACCUAGCCGACCUGUGGGAGCAGCUCCGCUUCAACCUCCUCUCGGUGGUCGCCUGCUCCACCCUCCUCGUGUUCCUCUCCACCUUCUACUUCCUCACCCGCCCGCGCCCCGUCUACCUGCUUGACUUCGCCUGCUACAAGCCGGAGCCGGAGCGCAAGUGCACGCGCGAGACCUUCAUGCACUGCUCCAAGCUCACCGGCUCCUUCACCGACGAGAACCUCGACUUCCAGCGCAAGAUCCUCGAGCGCUCCGGCCUUGGCGAGGACACCUACCUUCCCCCCGCCGUGCUCCAGGUGCCACCCAACCCGUGCAUGGACGAGGCACGCAAGGAGGCGCGCACCGUCAUGUUCGGCGCCAUCGACCAGCUGCUCGAGAAGACUGGAGUCAGGCCCAAGGACAUUGGCGUCCUUGUCGUCAAUUGCAGCUUGUUCAACCCGACGCCAUCGCUCUCUGCGAUGGUGGUGAACCAUUACAAGCUGAGGGGGAACAUUGUCAGCUACAACCUCGGCGGGAUGGGGUGCAGCGCCGGGCUGCUGUCCAUUGACCUCGCCAAGGAUCUGCUGCAGGUGCACCCCAACUCGUACGCGCUGGUGAUCAGCAUGGAGAACAUCACGCUGAAUUGGUACUUCGGGAACAACCGGUCGAUGCUCGUGUCGAAUUGCUUGUUCCGGAUGGGCGGCGCGGCCAUCCUCCUCUCGAACAAGAGGUCUGACAGGCGGAGGUCCAAGUACGAGCUGGUGCACACGGUUCGCACGCACAAGGGUGCGGACGACAGGUGCUUUGGCUGCGUGACGCAGGAGGAGGACGAGAUUGGCAAGAUCGGGGUGUCGCUGUCCAAGGACCUCAUGGCGGUCGCCGGAGACGCGCUCAAGACCAACAUCACCACCCUUGGUCCGCUGGUGCUCCCGUUUUCGGAGCAGCUGCUCUUCAUGGUCACAUUGGUUGCCAAGAAGGCCUUCAAGAUGAAGAUCAAGCCGUACAUCCCAGACUUCAAGCUGGCUUUUGAGCACUUCUGCAUCCACGCUGGUGGCCGUGCUGUGCUUGACGAGCUGGAGAAGAACCUGGAGCUCACUGACUGGCACAUGGAGCCAUCGAGGAUGACCCUGUACAGGUUUGGCAACACGUCGAGCAGCUCACUCUGGUACGAGCUGGCGUACUCCGAGGCGAAGGGGAGGAUCAGGAAGCGCGAUAGGAUCUGGCAGAUUGCGUUCGGGUCCGGGUUCAAGUGCAACAGCGCGGUCUGGAAGGCGCUCCGGACUGUGAACCCAGCGAAGGAGAAGAACCCAUGGAUGGAUGAGAUUGACAACUUCCCAGUUGAUGUUCCAAAGAUUUCAAAGGUUGGGAACGCAUGAAGACUGCGUAUGUCUCAGGUGACAAGUGUAGUUGGGUGAUUGGCAGUGGCAGGGCGGAGGUCUCUUCUUCCGAUUCCGUCGUUUGCGCCUUCACUUCUUGUUUUCAGUUGUAGCAUCUGUGAGCGAACUUAGAUGAUUUGAUCAGGUAGAAAGGGUGUGUUUCCGUCGCUAGGGUGGUCUGAAUGUCUGAUAUGUGCUAUUUAUUCAGAUUGGGGAAAGCAAUUGGUGUUCCAUAUCACAUUCGUCUUUGCCUGAUUGAGGUGUACCAAUUGCAGGCCAAUUGGAACCUGAAUCUCCCUAUUCAAUUGAUUGGUUUCAUUCUA
This is a messenger RNA of Phragmites australis (common reed), 2079 nucleotides long. RefSeq names its product 3-ketoacyl-CoA synthase 11-like. Gene Ontology annotation, cellular component: membrane. Gene Ontology annotation, biological process: fatty acid biosynthetic process. The coding region runs from base 197 to 1756 and encodes 519 amino acids. The record is from RefSeq and is a predicted model, not a curated record. The transcript has 2 exons. Gene Ontology annotation, molecular function: acyltransferase activity, transferring groups other than amino-acyl groups. NCBI's taxonomy places the organism in Eukaryota, Viridiplantae, Streptophyta, Magnoliopsida, Poales, Poaceae.